Messenger RNA from Suncus etruscus (white-toothed pygmy shrew), 4244 nucleotides. RefSeq names its product lysosomal associated membrane protein 2 (gene LAMP2). Gene Ontology annotation, cellular component: membrane. The transcript is spliced from 9 exons. The record is from RefSeq and is a predicted model, not a curated record. NCBI's taxonomy places the organism in Eukaryota, Metazoa, Chordata, Mammalia, Eulipotyphla, Soricidae. The coding region runs from base 131 to 1381 and encodes 416 amino acids.
UUCCGGACUUUUCCUGCCCGUGGUCGCGGCUGGUUCGUCGUGUCGCCGCCCCACUGACCCUUUGCCGACUCGUGGCUCUUCUUGCAGCUGUCGCCGCCGCCGCCGCCGCCUCCGGCCGCUUUGAGAGAUCAUGGAGGGCUUCCGCCUCGCCGGGGCUCCAGGCUGGGUGCUCCUCCUGCUCGGCCUGAGUCUGGGAUCUGUCUCAUCUCUUAACUUCGAAAUUCAUCUGAAUGAUUCGGAUAAAAAUAUGUGUCUUUAUGCCAAGUGGCAGAUGAAUGUCACAGUAAGUUAUGAGACGACAAGCAAAGAUCGUAAAAAUGUGACCAUUUUUGACAGCAGCUAUCCAAGCGAAAAUGGAAGCAUUUGUGGAUAUGGCCAGAAUGGUUCCAAAAUUAGGCUGGACUUUGGACCUGGUUUUCUGUGGGAGGUGUAUUUUACAAAGGACAUGAAGACUUCAACUUACUCUAUUGAUGGUAUCUUAUUGUCUUACAACACCAGCAAUAACAACACAUUUCCUGAUGCUGAAGAUAAAGGAGUGCUGACUGUUCAUCACAACCUCACAGCAUCUGAGAUUCCACUGAAUUACAUCUUUAGAUGCAAUAGUUUAUCAGUUCUGGAAGAUAAAGAUGUUGUCCAAAAGUAUUGGGAUGUGCACGUCCAAGCUUUUAUCACAAAUGGUACAGUGAGCACAAAAGAGCACCUGUGUGUUGAUGAUGAAACUGCCACCACAGUGGUGCCCAUCGUUUCUACCACCCCACCAGCUCCCACCACCCCCACCCCCACCCCCAAGAAAAAUCCAGCGGUGGGAAACUAUAAGGUGGCAAAUGACAAUGGCACCUGCCUUAUGGCUACCAUGGGGUUGCAGCUGAACGUCACUCUUGAGAAGGAUUCUCUGCUUAUUAAUGUGGACCCCAAUGUAACUGACUCCUCCGGCAGCUGUGAGCCUCAAACUGCUCUACUGAAACUCAACAGCAGCAGCAUCAAGUUUCUUGAAUUUGUCUUCGCUGUGAAAAACAAAAACAGAUUCUAUCUGAAGGAAGUGAAUAUCAGCAUGUCUCUGCCUAAUGGCUCUGUUUUUAGCAUGGCGAAUACCAAUCUCAGUUACUGGGAUGCUCCCUUGGGAAGUUCCUAUAUGUGCAACCAAGAGCAGGUUGUUCCUGUGUCUGGAUCUUUUCAAAUAAAUACCUUUGAUCUGAGGGUUCAGCCUUUCAAUGUGAUGGAAGGAAAGUAUUCUACAGCCGAAGAAUGUUCUGCUGACUCUGACCUCAACUUUCUUAUUCCUGUUGCUGUGGGUGUAGUCUUGGGCUUCCUUAUAAUUGUCGUGUUUAUCUCUUAUAUGAUUGGAAGAAGGAAAAGUCGUACUGGCUAUCAGUCUGUGUAAUCUAUUUAAGUGGUUUUCUUUUCUUUUCUUUUCUUUUUGCCAUCAGAAAUUAUGUUUCCAUUGGCAAAAGACAGGCAAUGCUGUGCAAUCAAGACUUGCAGACUAACCUCAGUACAUAGCUAGAGGACGUGGGCAUGAUUAGCACUUCUUUUUUGGUUUGUUUUUGGGUCACACCCAGUGAUGCUUACAGGUCACUGCGGUCUCUGCACUCAGGAAUCAGUCCUGAUGGUGCUCACAGGACCAUAUGGAAAACCAGGGAGCAAACCCUGGCCAGGUACAUGCAAGGCAAGCACCUUACCUGCUGUACUAUCUUUCCAGUCUUCAGUUAGCAUUUCUUUAUGAAAACAAAAUCGAUUAGGACCAAUUCAUUAUUUGUUCCCCCUCUUUUUUCUUCCUUUGUUAAAGGGUAAUUAUGAAGAAAAAUGUGACUUAGAUAUUUUUAAGUAAAUAGUGGUGUUAAGCCACUGGGUACAGUGAUGAAAGCAUUCUCCAUUCUUAUGAUUUUUAUUAAUGCCCUUACUUUGUAUUUUGCUACUGAGGAUUCAGUUUAUUUUUUUCAAAUCCUAGGAAUUUCACUCAUUUCAGGAAAUAAGCUCAAGAACCCAUUAAAUUCAUUUUUAUUGGUAGCAGACAUAAAGUUUGGUGCCUAGAAGACUUUUUCCCACCUCCUAAUCAGAAUGAAUUAUAUCUAUUUCUCUGUUUAAAAGGAGAAAGAAAAGAAAUGGCAGCAUUAUUCUGUGUUUAAUAUCAAAAGUAUGGCUGUGACUACUAUUUUUGUUUUGUUUUGUGUUUGGAACUCCUCCAGAGAUGCUCAGGGUUUACUCCUGGCUCUGCACUCAGGAAGUUCUCCUGGGAGUUUUGGGGGACCAUAGGGGUGCUUGGGAUUGAACCCAGGUUAGCCAAGUGUGAGGCAAGUGUCCUACACAUUAUACUAUCUCUCCAGCCCCCACUAUGUUUUGGACAAGAAGUCUUUGCCCCUUUCCCUUCUGGAAUUUUAAAUACAUUGAUUUUUCUCACAGAUGACAUUUAUGUUGAAGAAUGAAGUUAAGAUUUUUGGCUUUCUUUAAGGUGUUGUUCUAGAAGGGAUUAUGAUUUGGGGGCUAGAAUUUCAAAUGUUCUUUCCAAUAGAGACUUAAUUUGUUUCAAAAGUCCAUACCUCCUCUGCUAAAAAAUAACAAAAGCAAAAAAACACCAAAAAAAACAAGACUUUAUACUUUAUGUGCCUACAGCACUUUUCUUUUUCUAUAUAAUCAAAUUCUUACUGAGAUAUAUGUAUAUAUGUAUAAUGUAUGUAUAUAUAUACAUAUAUAUAUCCAUUUUGGGAUCAAACUCAAGGCCUCACACAUACAAUGCAAGUAUUCUACCCUGACCUUCAUCUCUGGUUCUUAACUAUAUACAUAUGUAUGUACAUAUUUUUGGUAGGGGGCAGCUGGGGUCACACCUGGUGGUGCUCAGGAGCUACUCCUGGCUCUGUGCUUGGAUGCCACUCCCCAGUCCUCAGGGGACCAUGUGGUGCUGGGGAUUUCAGCCCUUUGAGCCAUCUCUCCACCCCCCUCAUGGAUAUGUAUAAGCUAUUAAUUUCUUUUGCAUUGCAGCAUUCAGUGCUAAGUCUAGAAACUAAAGUGCCAUGUAUCAGAAGGCUGCCUAGGCAGAGCUAGACAGGGCUAACCUCUAAGCAAGUCGGUCCCGAUGCUGACAUUUCCCUGUCAAAAUCGCUCAUGCACUGGCUUUUGGUAAAGGUAUUAGAGACAGCUCAAGUCAGGCAUCUGCUUGAUUAGCAAAGCUAUUGAAUUGCUCUCUUAUUUGCAAAUAGUGUUGCAUUUUUCUGAGGCUCCAAGGAUUGAUUUGCACACCUACAAUAAAUAGAUAUUUACUUUAGCAUACUGUUAUAUGUAACUAAAGAGAAAAGUUUCCCAAGAUCUGCCUUCACUUAAAAAUGUUCCUUGGAUCCCAAACAACAAACAAUUGAACCUAAAAUCUUAAAUACAAUUUGUUAUUCAGUCCAAGGAUGAAGUUCCCAUCUACCUCUUAGCCCAAAACAGAUGCAUGCAUUGUUUGCUGACGUUGAUGGAUGCCAGAAUACUUUGUCAAUAAGGAGAAUUAGAAAAUUUAUUCCAUCACAACAAAGACAAUUCAUCAUCAUCUUUACUCUCUUAUCGAUAUGUGUGUCUCAAAAGUCUAUAUUUCAAACUGAAGUCAGCAACUUGUUCAAUUUUAUCUCACUCAAACCCAAUUCUGACUUGCAGAUUCUGGUUGCUAAGUACAAAGAGAAUGCUUUCUUUUACAAUGUUCCCUUUUGAAAAAAAAUUGCUGCUUUCCAAUUUGGUCCAAAAUGAGGCCUCCAGGAACAAUACUAGCUUCAAGAAAUAUUUUUGUGAUGAUUUUCUAGAAGCCAGAUGAUUGAAAUCAGCAUGUGACCUUGCUGAGUUUCUUUGGAAAUCCAGAUCAAUUCAGUAUGAGGAGUUCAUUUAUAAGAUGUCGCUGCCUUUUGGGUUGGAGACUAAUAUGGCUUAACUCUUCACUAGGUAUCAUGGUUUUAUCUUAGGUAAUUAGCAAACAUGUUUGAUUGUUGGAAGAAUUAAGAUGAAAAUAUAAAAUAGUAACAGGAUUAAAACAAAAGCUGUUUGAAUUGCAAUUAAAAAACAGGAAAUCCAAAAUUCUAUAAACUGAAUGUUCAGUGAACUUUCUCCUUUACUGGUUCAUUUUAUGUGAGUACAACCACACCUCACUAUGAGCACAUAAAGAAUUGUAUGUCACCUAACUAUCUAUGGAAGAAGUAUUGCUUAAUGCUACCUGAAACUUUGGAUCUAUUACUUUAAUCAAUUAAUCAAUACUUGAAAAAUAAAGCCUUCUGUGAAACUCU